UUUUGUUUUACCUGUCUCGUUUCCAUAAGUUCGGCAAUAGCUUCUUCGUAAUUCUCACCAUCUUCGCUAUAGUGCUCUAGGAUAAAGUCCUGAAACAUGAAUAUAUUCAUAUCAUUGACGUCCCAUUCACACGUAAUUAUUUUUGAUGAACGAAACUUUAUUCUUUUUUCUUUUCUGUUUUUAUCCUCGAUUCGAUACAGACGAAUACAUUUUUAAGAGCAACGUAAGUUAAAUUCUAAAUAAGAAUUUAAACUUCUUAAAGGGAUUGCCAAUCGAUUGUUAUCUGAAUGGUUUAUUAAAUCGAUAUUUACGUAGCAACCAAAACAAAGUGCGACAACAGCGUUUCAUCAACGUUUAUCGAAGUUGUAACUUCUUGGAAAAAUACAGAAAAAAAAUAGAGAUUUUCUAAGAGGAAAAAUGGUACGAAUCACUAUUGAUCUGAUACGUAAACGUUCAGAGCAUAACGAGGGCGAGAUAUCAACUUUGGAAGAAAUAUCGUUGCAUCAGGAAAACAUCGACAAGAUCGAGCUUUUAGACAAAGUUUGUCGAAACUUAAAAAUAUUACUUCUACAAUACAACAUCAUACCCAAGAUCGAAAAUCUCAAUAUGUUAAAGAGAUUGGAGUACUUGAAUCUCGCAUUGAACAAUAUCGAAGUUAUCGAGAAUUUACAGGGUCUCGAAAGUUUGAAAAAGCUGGAUCUUACGAUAAACUUUAUCGGUGAUUUGAGAAGCGUCAAAACUUUAAGAUAUAACGAGAAUUUGGAACAGUUGAUGCUGACGGGAAAUCCUUGUACGGAUUACGAGGGAUACAGGAAGUAUGUAAUUUCAACAUUGCCACAGCUUAAAGAGCUCGACAUGGUUGAAAUUCUAAGAUCAGAACGAAUAAAGGCUUUGCAAGUAUACGCCCGAGCAAAGGGAGACGUUAUCAGAGGUUAUGAGAAUUAUAAAAAGAUAAGAGAGGCUCAGAUCAAACAAUUUCGCGAAAAAGAAAAAUUAAAAAUCACGGAAAUAAAGGAGAACGAAGAUGAGGACGCGGAAAAUGAAAGAUUUUGGAAACAAAAGAGUUAUCACACGCCGGAAGAUCGGAUUGCGAUCGUGGAACAUUCGUUAAAAGCGGAAGAGAAGAAACAUGGAAUUUCGGAUGAAACGAAAAAACAAAAAUUCGUGCCGAAAUUGUUCAGUCCAUGUGGCAAGCCUUAUAACAUGAAUCAUCCGAAAGUACCGUUUAUAUUAAACGACGAGGACGAUCGGGAUAACGUGAUCUUGGACGUUGGAGUUUACAGGUACCUCGACACGUCUUACAUAGACGUCGACAUUCAACCAACAUACGUGAGGGUGACGAUAAAGGGUAAAAUUUUGCAACUAACUCUACCUUGCGAGAUUCUCGUCGAUAAGAGUAGCGCAAAACGGAACGUAACAACCGGUAGUUUGGUUAUAACGAUGCCUCGUUUACAUCCUUCAAUGACGUUACACGGAACCUCGAUUACCUCAAGGACCACGAAAAAUGAAAAUCCUACGAAGAAAGAUAAUGCUGUGAUCAGCAUAAAGAAUCAAAUAUUCACGUCUACGCGAGAAUUUCUCGAGAUCGGGCCACCGAGAAUCGACGAGCUUGAUUUUUCUAAGAUAUUUGAAAAUUCGAGGAAGAAAGUUAAUAGAAAGCUAACGGUUGAUCAAAUCAAAGAGAAAGUCAUACCCGACGAUUUUAUCGAUAAUCCUGAGGUCCCACCGCUCGAAUGACGAAGAAAAUUCUUUUACGAUUAACAAUUGAAUUAAUUGUUUCGUUAGAUUAGAUUUGAUCGUUAAGUUAAAUACUCACUUUGAAUGGAUCGCGAAAAUCUAUAUCCUUGGUUUCUUUUAAACCCAAAGGUAUCAUUGGCAUCACAGGAUCCUCUCUGCAAAAAAAAGAAA
Molecule: messenger RNA, 1908 nt
Organism: Vespula pensylvanica (western yellowjacket)
Lineage: Eukaryota; Metazoa; Arthropoda; Insecta; Hymenoptera; Vespidae
Gene: tilB
Product: dynein axonemal assembly factor 11
Exons: 4
Coding region: 418-1737 (439 amino acids)
Cellular component (GO): cytoplasm
Molecular function (GO): protein binding
Source: RefSeq, a predicted model, not a curated record